GCGACGCUCGGGGCCGGCGGUUUCCCAGGCGAUGGGUGGGGAGAGGAGGAGGAGGAGGAGGAAGAGGAGGAGGAGGGGUCCUCGCGGCUUUAUCUCCCACCCGGCUCCGCCCGCCGUCGGCUGUCUCCCGUGACCGCAGCGCACCGGCGGGCGCAGCGCGGGCAGGGCAGCGCCCAUGGGCUGCGGCAACUCCACGGCCGGCAGCGCGGGCGGGCGAGGUGCUACAGGGACUACUAAAGAUGUAACAGAAGAAUCCAUAUCAGAUGAUGACAAAAGGAGGAACUAUGGAGGGGUGUACGUGGGCCUGCCAUCAGAUGCGGCUGCCAUGGCUCCCAGUCAGACGAAAGCUGCACCCAAAGGUACUGGCAGAUUAGAAGGAAAUAAAGACAUCAAGAUGCAAGCAACCCGAGUCUAUUAAGAACAGUUGCCAGUGCUUUGGAGAGAGCUGUCUUUUGCUGAAGAUUUUGAUAUUUACACAGCCUUCCAGAGAGCAGGAGAGAUCAGAGCACCAAAAAAUCCAAACUGUUCCAAGUUCCAACAACGGGUAAAGCUUAAAGUACAGCGUUGAAUUCCUUUCCAGUGAUAGUUGCAUUACGGAAACCUCCCGCUGUUCUCCAGUGAAAGAUGAAAUUAGUGAACUCAUCGUGGAUGUUUCUGUUCAAGAGCUAACUUUGAUGAUCUGCAACUUAUUUCUCUGUGGCCAUAUUGCAGAUUCCAUCAGCUAUCAGCUAUGCUUCAUAUAUUUCCUCAAAAAAGUUUGAUAGAUUUUAUAUAGAAAACCAUCACUACUGUCCACUCAAUAGUUUCUAUG
Molecule: messenger RNA, 811 nt
Organism: Zonotrichia leucophrys gambelii
Lineage: Eukaryota; Metazoa; Chordata; Aves; Passeriformes; Passerellidae
Gene: C1AH12orf75
Product: chromosome 1A C12orf75 homolog
Exons: 6
Coding region: 176-418 (80 amino acids)
Source: RefSeq, a predicted model, not a curated record